GUCAACGUAAAAUGGUCUACAAUACGUAAAUUGCGCUCACCGUACGAUCGUGCAUAUCGCCAUAGAUUGGAGUCGCGCGCACAACGCAGUCGUUCGGUUUAUUUGAAUUUCGAAUUAUGUAUUGUUUUUAAUCUCCAGCAAAAAGUUUUGUGUUUAUUACGGUUCUUUUUUCUUCGUUUGAAUUUGGAAGUGACUGUGUAAUUUUGUUUUGUUUUGGAUCUUAAAAAUUUGGUCUGGACAGUGCCGAAUGAAUUAACAAGAUGACACUGUCAACCAGCCGGCAACAGUUCCUGGCUUAUGAAUCCCAAACACCAGAAGACAUCCACUAUGGAAGAAGGGGAGGAAUAUUCAUAUCAAACUGCAUUUGUGUAACGUUCAUAAUUUUUGCCGUCCUUAUUGCAAUAAUUGUUGGAGUUAUUGUGCACUUUAUCACCUACUUCAAGCUCUCACAGAAAACGGUAGACUUUUGGGAUGAAACAGAGCCAUUUGGCCAAACAGGGGCACCAUCCCCUGACCUCAGACUCCCAUCAUAUGUAGUACCGAGUUUCUACAGACUCAAACUGAAAGCAGAACUAGAAAACUCCACAUACUCUGGCGAUGUUUACAUAACUCUAAAAGCCAGUAAGAGUGUCAAAGAAAUUAUAUUACACUCUAAAAACCUCAGUAUUAGUAGCAACGCUAAGCUUACAGAACAAAUAUAUGAAAAAGUUGAGACAUUACGGUCUUCUAAAGUAAAACGGGAAGCACCAGAAGCGAAUGUCACUUCCACCACAGACCAUGACACCACCGAAGUUCCCACAACAGGAGUUGCUGAUCCAACAAAUGCAACAACAGCAACAAUACUGGAAACAACUACGACUGAGAACAAUAUUACACCGUUAAAAACAGAUACAGUGCCAGCUCCUACUCUGUUAGAUACGGAAAUAAGUCAUAGUGCAGUGCGGACUAUAAAAAUUCUGUCCAUCACGGAAGGUACAGGAGACAGGUUAAUAUUGGGACUAGAGUCUGCGUUGAAAGCCAAUGUGGACUAUGUACUACAGCUGUCAUUUGAAGGUGCAAUCUCCAAUUCUUUGACUGGAUUUUACAAGAGUACCUAUGUUAACGACAAAAAUGAAGUCAAGAACCUAGGGGUCACGCAGUUCGAGCCGACAUCGGCGCGGUCCGCGUUUCCUUGUUUCGACGAGCCUGCGUUCAAAGCGAAGUUUGAGAUUAGUAUUGCGCACCCUGAAACGCUCACAGCGCUAUCGAAUAUGAAGAUAUUUGCGCAAGAACCUGUCCCCGACCAACCCGGCUGGCAGUGGACGCACUUCGAUAGAUCAGUCAGCAUGUCUACCUAUUUGGUCGCGUACGUGCUCUCCGAUUUCAAAUCCCUAGAGACCAGUUACACGAGCACAAACAAUGUCACCAUCCCAAUCAGGAUUUGGACGAGGCCAGAGUUAAUAGGGAAGGCGAAAUACGCGUCAGUGAUUACCCCAAAACUGCUAGAGUAUUAUGAAGAGGUUUUCGGUGUGCCGUAUGCUUUGGACAAAAUGGAUCUCAUAGCUAUUCCUGACUUCUCAAGCGGUGCUAUGGAGAAUUGGGGGCUGAUUACAUUCAGAGAAACAACACUACUGUUCGAUGAGGCAGAGAGCGUGCCCCGUGACAAACAGAAUGUAGCUAUAGACAUAGCGCACGAGCUGGCCCACCAGUGGUUCGGGAACCUCGUCACCAUGCGCUGGUGGACCGACCUCUGGCUCAACGAGGGAUUUGCCACCUAUAUUGAAUAUGUAGGAGUUGAUCAUGUGGAACCCGAAUGGAACAUGUUCGAAUCAUUCUCCCGCGACAAGAUGGACCUACUUCGCUCCGACGCCUUAAAGAACACAUCUCCAGUGUCACGGAAAGUGGAGGACGCGUCCGAAAUAUCGCAGAAAUUCGAUGAAAUAUCAUACACAAAGGGAGCCAACCUUAUAAGGAUGUUGAACCAUACAAUUUCUGAGGAUCUCUUCCAUAAAGGAUUGGUUAUUUAUUUGAAUCAAUGGAAAUACUCGAACGCGGAAGAGAAUGACCUGUGGUAUGCCAUGGCUAAGGCGACGCCAUCAGACCCGGCCCUCAAAGACCUCAACGUGGUGAACUUCAUGAACUCCUGGACCCGACAGGCCGGGUACCCGGUCGUCAGCGUAACCAGGGACUAUGAAACCGGGCGUGUUGAGUUUGAACAGCGCCUGUUCACGGCGGCCACAGAUCCGUACGAGAAGAUGUUGCAGCAGUUGUGGCAUAUCCCGGUGAGUUACUGCGCCGUGGGAGGGGCGGCCUCAGAGUCCUGCAGUACCAAGCCUCGGAGCUGGCUCCAGGCCCGCAAGGCCACCGUCACACUACCCAUCAACGAUACACAGGCUUUGUAUGUCAACGUCGAUGCCAUUGGCUACUACAGAGUCAACUAUGACAAGAAAAACUGGGAAUUAUUAAGCGUUGCUCUGAAAACUGGACAGAUAAAAUCGCCCAUAACAAAGUCUCAGCUUAUAGACGAUGCCUUUAACUUAGCCAAAGUGUCCCAACUGAACUAUAGUUACGCCCUUGGAUUAACAACUUGUGUAAUCAACGGAGAAGAUUCAAAAAUGGUCUGGGACCUUCUGUUGAACAAUAUGGCGUUUUUAAAGCAUAACUUAAGAGCCACCUCUGGAUAUGUGUACUUCCAAGACUACAUGAGAAUUUUACUGGCUAAGCAACUGGAGAAGGUUAACUACGGCCUGUCGAAACCGAAGGACGACAACGAGGCAUUCCUCAUUGAGAACCUCGUCAUGUGGGAGUGCUACGUCGAGUCCCCGCGCUGCUUGAAGUGGGCGAGGGAACAGUUCGAGAACUGGACCAAACAGGAAGAUGUUAAUAAUAACCCCAUCCCAAGCUACCUCCGAGGCUUAGUGUACAACAUGGUCCUCCGUCACGGCGGUCGGGCAGAGUUCGACUUUCUCUGGCGAGUGUUCCAGACCUCCUCCGACCCUAACGUGAAGACUCUUAUCAUCAACAACCUACCCAGUACGAGGGAGGAGUCACUUAUUACUUUGCUUCUCGAAAGGUCUUUAUCAGAAAUUCCGAAGCAGUACGCAGUGGCCGCUUGGAGCGUGGAGGCCCCGGUCGGGACACGACUCGCGCAGGACUUCCUGUUGCAGAACUUCCACCAGGUGUACGACAAGUUCACGCAAAUGGACGCGUUCAUGUUCCCCGCUGUACUCAGUGGGAGCUUCGGCUUCAUUUCCACUGAGGAAGAACUUACCCGGCUGAAGAACUUCGCUUUGAAACACAAGGAGCAGUUGAUGCCGAUGUCGCAGACUCUGCAGAAGUUGGUGGACACGGCCACGUUCAGGAUCGACUGGGUCAGGAAACACGCCGCCGGCAUCAGCAAAUGGUUCCAGGACUAUGUCUCCGGUAAAUCGACGCUAUCACAAAUAAGCACAGUGCCACCAGCUAUACCCAGCCCAGCUGGCAACUCCAGUACUACGCCGAGCGACGCUACGCCGAGUGGCACUACGUCGAGUGGCACUACGCCGAGUGGCACUACGCGCGGCGACCCUACGCCAAGUAAUACCACGACGCCCGCCGCAGCGUAACACUCACUCAGCGAAUCUAUAACUCGAUGUAAAUAUUUUUUAAACGUUCCUAAACUUAGAUAGCUGAAGCUAAAACAUUUUGAAAUGGCAGACUCCGUACUGUACUAAAAAAAAGUUUGUUCUAACCACUCUUUAACAACUUUUUAAGACAAGAACCUUACUAAAAAAUGUAUACUAAUCAUUGACAGCUUAAAAAUGAGUACCAAAAAUCUGUGUGUUCUUCCUUCGUUGGUCAGAAUCUCAAUAUAUUUUAGUUACUAGCGGCAAGUGUGCUAAAUUUAAAUUAUUUGAAUCACAACACUAGCCAUAAUACCACCUGAACUAGCAACAUUUUAGUUAAUUUACACUAUUACUUAAUAAAAAAUAACUUUUAAGUUCUUGUUUAAAUAAUAUAAUAGUUUAGUAUUAGACUUUGAUAUAAUCAAGCCUAAGAUGCGAGCUAGUCGCCAAAUAUUAUAAAAAAAAACUAAUAUUACUUGUAUUAAUUAUAAUUAAAACGUCUUCGUCAAUCAAAUACACAUACUUUCAAAGUAUUACGUUAAAAUGUAAUCAGAACAGUGUGCACGUUAUUUGGGCCUGACGAAAUACAAUAAAAAAUAUCGAUUUAAACCUCAACAAUCGAUUCUCGCUAUCGAUAAUUUCACAUCUCUAUUUCGAUUCUUUAAUGCGUUUAUAUUUUUAAUGUAUUAUUUAUAAGAAUUUGUAGCUUUUUAAUGUCUUUUAUAAUUAAAUUAUAAUAUACAUAUUUGCCAAAUUCCAAAUUAUAUUAUUGCUAUGUGGAUUGUGAAGCUAAAGCUACAAGCAUACUGUCACAAAAAUAUUUUAUUAAGAAUAUAUUGUUGGGCAAAAUUAUUGUACUUAUUUAAAAAAUGUUAUUAUAUUUUUUAUAAUUAAUUUAUUUAUAAAUUCUAUUCUAUAUUUAAGUGUUUUAGAAUCACAUGUUAGUUUUAGUACAAAUAUUAAAUAAGUUUAUAAUUAUUUUAUUUUUGUUACCUUUGUUGUGGCCAUAAUUUACACACGAGAUUUGUAUACGACAACAUCAUUUGAUUAUUAAAACUAGACUUUAUUGAAGGUGAAAAAACAC
Molecule: messenger RNA, 4668 nt
Organism: Spodoptera exigua (beet armyworm)
Lineage: Eukaryota; Metazoa; Arthropoda; Insecta; Lepidoptera; Noctuidae
Source: the annotation of a GenBank genome assembly